Staurois parvus is the source of this 361-nucleotide messenger RNA. Lineage: Eukaryota; Metazoa; Chordata; Amphibia; Anura; Ranidae. The record is from the annotation of a GenBank genome assembly.
UGUCCCUCAGACACAGCGGAUCACCAAUCCACGGAAGGAGCCGAAGAUGUCGGCUUGGUCAUGUGAUCAGCUGCGUCCAAUCACAGCUGAUCACACAGAUCAUCAGGGCACUGAUGAUCAGUGUGCCGCCCCAGCAACGCCACCUGUCAGUGUCAAUCAGUGCCAGUGCUCAUCCGUGCCACAUUUCAGUGCCCAUCUGAGCUGCCUUUCAGUGUCACCCAUCAGGGCCAGUCAGUGCUGCCCGUCAGUGCCAUAUAUGAGUGCUGCCUUUCAGUGCCCAUCAGUGAUGCCUGUCAAUGCCCAUCAGUGCCACCUACCAGUGCCUCCUCAUCAGUGCCACCUAUCAGUGUCCAUCAGCGCA